AUGGUUCGUGCUCUGGUCGCCCUCCUCUACCUGCAGGCGUGCGCGCUGGCGGCGCCCAGAGCCGGGACGCCGUGGCCCCGGAGGGUCCGCGGGCGCAUCAUCAACGGCACGGACGCCAGCGUCGCCGACUUCCCGUGGAUGCUGUCGAUGGAAGCGGCGGGCCAGCAGUGGUGCGGCGCCUCCGUGGUGGGCGGCAGCUGGGCCCUGACGGCCGCGCACUGCGUCUCCGCGCCCUACCUCACCCUCAGGGCGGGGUCUUCCACGUGGGGCAGCGGCGGGUUCGUUCUCGACGUCUCGCAGACCAUCAUCCACGAAGACUUCGACUAUUACGCUAUGACGUACGACUUCGCUGUUCUGCAGGUUUCCGAGCCCUUCCCAUUGGGCCCCAACGUCCAGCCCGUCGGCCUCCCCCCAGAUGGGUACGAGCCCCCUGCUGGGCUGCCCGUCACCGCCACCGGCUGGGGCGCGACCGAGGAUGUCUGGUACCCUGACGUGCUGCAGAGGGUGGACGUCGAGGUGCUGGACCGGUCGGUGUGCCAGGAGCACCUGGGCUCCAUCCACACAGUGACGGCCAGCAUGCUGUGCGCUGGGCAGGAGGGCCACGGCGCGUGCCACGGCGACUCUGGAAGCCCGCUGGUGCACAACGGCACCCAGCUCGGCACCGUGUCCUGGGGGCAGCCCACCUGCGUCGGCCCAGCCGCCGUCUACGGCAACGUCGCCAGCGUCAGCUCCUGGAUCACGAACACUACCGGGGCUUAG
Messenger RNA from Schistocerca cancellata (South American locust), 759 nucleotides. Its product is annotated as trypsin beta-like. NCBI's taxonomy places the organism in Eukaryota, Metazoa, Arthropoda, Insecta, Orthoptera, Acrididae. The record is from RefSeq and is a predicted model, not a curated record. Bases 1 to 759 code for a protein of 252 amino acids. Gene Ontology annotation, molecular function: serine-type endopeptidase activity. Gene Ontology annotation, biological process: proteolysis. The transcript is spliced from 2 exons.